AUGAAAAGGGCAGCUGCUACUGAUUGUGAAGCUGGCGAUGCGGAAAGGACCUUCGGACACGGCAACGACAUCAUUCCUGUCGAUAUCGUUGAUUCGACGGAACCGCAGCUUGCACAUUCGUUGGAAACGCCCAAGGUAGCUGACGAUGCGGAUACGCCGACGCCAGCACUCGAUGAAGAUACCACAAUUCGGUAUUCCUUCAGGGUGAGCGUUCACAAGUCUGACCUCUCGCAUAGGUACGAUCAGUCGCGGUCAGCGCCAGAGGUCACAGGAUUAAAUCGGAGCUGGGAUUGCUCCUUUUUUCAAGGGGCGCAAAUAUCGUUUACCGGAAGUAACUACGGAUUGUGGACGCUGCGGGAUAUUUCUGGCAAGUGCCAACGAUGGGAUGUACUCUUUUUCAGCUACAAUCUCGGCGGUCCUUUGAUAGCUGGACGCAUUUUCAGUAUGGCUAGUAUGUUAUUGGGUUUGUCACUCUUGACUACAAUGGCGCAAGCUCUGCAAUUUUAUGCGGUCAGCUGGGGAAUCGGGAUCAUUUUGCUUCUACUGUCACUCGUGAGUAUUUUUACAACCAGUAUUUACAAUGUCUGGGCGGUCUUUUGGCUUUUCACAUACAUUAUUUUCAUUCUAGCGGCGCGAGCAUUGUUCAUCCAUCCGAUCCAACGCAGGAUUUCACAACGCGGAUGCAAGAUUGUGGCUGGUUUGUUUGCUCUGUGCAGCGUCUGUACGAUGCUCACACUCAUCGUUUUAAAAAGUGAUUUCUGCACCUGUGACAACAUUACGUCGGAAGCGCUCAAAGGCCGCAGCCCUGGCGACAAUGCCUGCGACAAGGAGUGCGAGAUCGGCUCGGCCGGAAUUCUGAUGAUUCUGGCCGCCUUUGUUUGGGCCGCCACGGCAGUUGCCGUUUUGCGGUACGGCGUCCAACCCGACGAUUUGGAGAGCAUUAUUGAACGGACCACCGACCAUACCAUAUAUGGAUAUUAUCCAAGAAACUCCAUUACAUCCCGUCUGUUCGGUUAUCAAACUACUUUCACGGGUACGGUCGCUAAAGCGAGUGCUCCGCUUGUCAAAAUGGCGACUCGACGAUCGCCGGGUCCUAGCAAGGGCGAAGGGUCCGCGCGCGAUGAGGCUACCGCACAAGAGGUGGCGGGUGAAGGAGAUGACGCAAUUGAGUUGAUGGAAGCAUCCAAACGAAUGCUCAUCAAAAAAGAGAAUGAAGAGAUCGAGGACAAACGAGGGUACUGUAAGAGAGGUUGCUGCGAUUAUAGGGUCCGCGAUCGCACUCGCAGGGAACGUUGGGCGUUUUGGACUUUCCGAGUGGUCCUUGGCUUUCUGAUUGGAAUCUACGUUUUCUUAGUAGCCAUCAUGGUUGGUUCUCGAGGUGAAAGUACCACAGCCGCUAAGGCUCCCGACACAAGCUUCAAUUUUAUCACGGACAUCGUCUGUGCUUUUGAUCCUCUCGACUUGAGCCAGCCCUUCCAAACUUUCCCAAAUAAGGCCGAUGCCAAUUCGGCCGGGUACCAAGUCGCACACUGCGGGGCCUGCGCAUUUUGCUCCAACCCUGCAGAUAUAGAAACCUACGUUGAAACCCGCAAGACCAUUGCCAAACAAGCCAAGAAGUGUGGGAAGAUCUCAAUGCUGGGAAGUUAUGAGGAGUUGGUGGCGUGCCUUGAUGACAAAAUUGGAUUCACAGAAGAUUGUACCAAAUGCUGGGCAGACAAUAUGAUCAGUACUGGCAAGCAGUGCCUUUUUACUUGCAUGGUUACUAUGUUUACGGGCUUCAUGAGUAACAAUAAUGUACCAGGAGCUGGUGACCAAGGCUGGCUCAAUCAAUGUCUCUUCUGCGACGAGAAACUGAGCGGCCCAGCUUUUGUGACGUGCUCAGGGGUCGCGAGACGUCGACUCGGUAUCGUUAGCGAAAUUGAACGCAAUCCAGACGAACAAUGCCAACAGACGGACGUUGACUGGGUCAGCGUGGAUUUCGAUACCCUUUUCGGAGACUACGGACUUGUGCCAUGA
Messenger RNA from Phaeodactylum tricornutum CCAP 1055/1, 2016 nucleotides. RefSeq lists its product with no specific name. NCBI's taxonomy places the organism in Eukaryota, Bacillariophyta, Bacillariophyceae, Surirellales, Neidiaceae. Bases 1 to 2016 code for a protein of 671 amino acids. The record is from RefSeq and is a predicted model, not a curated record. The transcript has 3 exons.